AGGGACAAUGCUACUUCCUGUUAGCUUCUAGUUGUUGGCUUCUGCCAUGUUUCAUGUUGUAGGACGAGCACUGACGACACGCCUCCAGCGUGUUUUCUUCGUGAAACAGACAGUUUUCACGCAACAACUAUCUUGUGGAUUCGUACGUGGUCUCACAAACGGGAGGGACGAAGAACAACCACCGUUUGACCCGCAUUUGUUGCGUGUCCUGGUGUGUCCGCUGUCCAAGAAAGCGCUCAGAUACAACUCUGAGACCAGUGAGUUGAUAAACGACGAGCUUGGCAUCGCCUAUCCUGUCAUUGAUGGAAUCCCAAACAUGAUUCCCCAGGACGCCAGGCUGGUCCAGAAGGACCAAGAGGCUGAUGUCCCACAGCAGUAGAGGUGCCGGGUUACGAGUCUGACGUCAUCACAAUCACAAACCAUGCCAUCUCUGUCCCUGAUGGUGGGCCUGGUCCCGCUCCUGUCCCUCUGUGGUCUCUUGUAUUCGGCAGCUGUAGACCAGAACUUUCCGGCGGGCUGCAGUGAUGGUCGCAGCGUCUGCUUCUAUAGCCUGCUGCUGCCCGUUACACUGCCAGUCUAUGUCUUCUUCCACUUGUGGAGUUGGAUGGGAAUCAAGCUCUUCAGACACAACUAGACCCAGGUUAAAGGACUAGAUCUGAAAACCUACUGAGGACUUGUUCACUUUCUGCCUGGUCAUGUGACUGUAGCUGUGUCAGUGUUCAUUCUGAACUAAAAAAUUCUGGACUAUGCUGGGUUUUAUGUAGAACAAAAUAAACAAAAGUGUCAGGU
Messenger RNA from Cynoglossus semilaevis (tongue sole), 789 nucleotides. RefSeq names its product PIGY upstream open reading frame (gene pyurf). Bases 47 to 379 code for a protein of 110 amino acids. Gene Ontology annotation, cellular component: glycosylphosphatidylinositol-N-acetylglucosaminyltransferase (GPI-GnT) complex. Gene Ontology annotation, biological process: GPI anchor biosynthetic process. NCBI's taxonomy places the organism in Eukaryota, Metazoa, Chordata, Actinopteri, Pleuronectiformes, Cynoglossidae. The transcript is spliced from 2 exons. The record is from RefSeq and is a predicted model, not a curated record.